Hemicordylus capensis (graceful crag lizard) is the source of this 420-nucleotide messenger RNA. Its product is annotated as cytochrome c oxidase subunit 7C, mitochondrial. The transcript is spliced from 3 exons. Gene Ontology annotation, biological process: mitochondrial electron transport, cytochrome c to oxygen. The record is from RefSeq and is a predicted model, not a curated record. NCBI's taxonomy places the organism in Eukaryota, Metazoa, Chordata, Lepidosauria, Squamata, Cordylidae. Bases 86 to 277 code for a protein of 63 amino acids.
GCCGUACUUUCUCCCAUAAUGCUGCUGCGUUCCUCCUUCUUCCAAGGUCGUGUGGGGAAACGCAGUUCCAGCAUCUUACGGCGCCAUGUUCGGUGCCACCAUCCGCCGCUUCACCACUUCAGCCGUGCGCCGUGCGCACUAUGAAGAGGGACCGGGAAAGAACAUCCCUUUUUCUGUGGAAAAUAAAUGGCGAUUACUGGGAUUGAUGGUAGUCUUCUUUGGAAGUGGGUUUAUUUUGCCCUUUGUGGUAGUAAGACACCAGCUGUUGAAGAAGUGAACAUGCUGUAACAGAUUAAAUGAAGAAAUUGUCCUAGAGAGAACUUUCCUUUCCAUGGAAGAAUUAUGAAAAGGAAACUAGGGAAGAACUAAAACUAACCACACUGGAUGUGUUUGUAAAUAAAAGUUAAAUAUGAAAAUGCA